AAUGAAGCGAAUGCUGAAGAGAUGAUCUCGCUGGACUGGGACCUUGUCAUGAUGGGGGCAUGGACAUUUGGACUUGGAACCAUUGGUGCAGCAGUUGCUGGAUUAUUUUUGGCCAACACAGAUAUUUUUCUGACAAAACCAGAGAAAGUCACAGUGAACUAUUUGGGGGAGACAGAUCUUCAGACUAUUACUAAAGAACAAAGGGUAUUCAAGGCUCGUGAACUCUGGGAAAAAAAUGGUGCAGUUAUCAUGGCAGUAAGACCAGGAUGAUUUUUGUGCAGAGAGGAAGCAGCUGAGCUGUCCUCUCUGAAGCCCCAGCUUGACCAGCUGGGAAUUCCCCUCUAUGCUGUUGUAAAAGAAAACAUCAUGACAGAAAUACAGAAUUUCCAGCCGUAUUUUAAUGGGAAGAUCUUCCUUGAUGAAAAGAGGCACUUCUAUGGACCUCUUAGCCGUAAAAUGGGAUUGAUGGGUUUUGUACGUGUAAGUGUUUGGCAGAACUUUUUACGGGCCUGGCAGAAGGGUUACAAAGGCAAUUUGGAUGGAGAAGGCUUAAUCCUUGGAGGUGUGUUUGUCAUUGGUGCCAGGGAACAGGGCAUUCUGCUAGAACACCAUGAGAAGGAAUUUGGGGAUAAAGUUAAUAACACAGCUGUUUUGGAGGCUGCAAAAAGAAUCAGAGCACAGCCUUAACUAAUGUGAAAAGAAUUAUAUCAGAAAAUAAGUCAACAAUAGAAAAAUAUUUCCAGCAUGUGUUUGUCUGUCUCACCCUAAAAAAGUAUUAUUUUGCAGUAUAGGUUUUAGUUUGCAAGUCACUCAAAAGUUCUUAGUUGUUUUCACUGUAGUAAGUACUAAAUGUAUGUAAAACUUAACAUGUGAGUAAGUAUUUCUGUAAAUGUUGUGGUGGUCUGCGAGAGCUGUAAUUUUUCUUCAGCUGAACUGUUCUGCAUCAGUGCCUGAGCUUAACUGUUGCUUAUGCAUGGAGGUGCUUUUCAAGGUUGUCAUCUGUAGCUAAUUUCCAGUAUGUUUCAUCUGGCAGUAUACAGAAUGUGUUCACCACAAGACAGCUGCAGGUAAUUUUUAAUAUAUAAAAUAGAAGUGCAGACCUAAAAAUAUCAGUGUAUAGCUGUUAGGAUUGUAAUGGCAGGGGAAAGAACGUUAAAAGUAGUACACUGACUACAUUGUGUUUUUCAAUGAAAAACUAACUGGGCAUUUUGUAUUAAAGACUAGUAUUUUCCCAUUACCACUUGUGUAAUCUGAAGCUUUCUACUUCACUUUGAUCCCAUUACUGUCACUAAAAUGAAAAGUAAUAGAGAAUGUUGUACCCAGUUAAGAGGUAUUCAGAGAAGGGUGAUUUCAAAUUAAAAUCAGAUAGAGCAAAGGUAUUGUUAACGACAGCACAUUAUUAAAUCUUAAGUGUGACUAGUCAGAUUCACAGAAAAGAGUUAUGGCAUUUCUUUUAAAUUAUUCAGAUAAGCCUACUUCUUUUCCUUUUAGAAGUGACAUAGGAAUGUUUGAUUAAACAACUUGCUUACAGUCACAUGGUAUGCAAAUCGAGAAUAAUGGAAUCCCAUGUAGGGUUUCACCAUGGCCAUGAUAAGUGUCCAUGAGGAUCAUUUCAUUGGCAUAACACAUGCAGGGGGUACAAUUGAGGUUAAUGAGAAAUGCAUUCAGAAAUAAUAUAAAUAACAGUAGUCCAUAUACUGACCCUUGAGUCAUCAUUUUUCUUGACUGCUUUGUCUAGCAUUUAGGUAACCCUUUCCUUGACUUUGGUCCAGGUCAUGAGCCCUGAGGUGUACCUCUUUAUUGAUUCUUUUGUCUGGGUGUUAGCUUUGAGGUUCCCCUGUCUUGAUGGUUUGGCCCAGGUGCUGAGCCUUGAUGAACCUCUUUCAUUAUUGGUUGGCAUAGGUGCUGAGUCUUGAGAAACAACUUUCUUUACUACUUGGCACAUGUGCUGAGCUUUGAGGAGCUCCUUUUUUAUUGUUGGCACAAGUGCUUAGCCUUGAGGAACCCCUUUCUUUUCUGUUUGGCACAAGUGCUGAGUCUUGAAGAACCCCUUUCUUUACUGUUUGGCACAGGUGCUGAGCCUUGAGGAGUCCUUUUCUUUACCGUUUUCCACAGCCUUGAAGUAUUCCUUUCUUGAUGGGGAAGACCAGCUUUGCUGUUUAUUAAAGCUCUCUGAUUACUCUGUUCAGAAUGCUGAAGAGGUAGCUCAGCACAUUGUUCAUUGGUUACACAUUUUGAGACCAGGCAGAUGUUAUGUUUAUCUGCUUAAUUAAAUGCUUUGGUUAUGUCUAGGAGAAUGACCCCCUUUUAACUCUUCUUUGUCUAUAACUUGUCAUGUCAUGAUAGUAGUGAGCAACUACUAUGUCCUUUUCUAAAGUCUUUGUCACUUAACUAGAUUUAGGCAUCAACAUGAUUAUUGACAUGGCAGAGAUUUCUCAAGAAUUUUGGACAACAGCGAACGUCAAUCGGAUAGGCCCUGAAGGCAUGUGCUCUGCUAUAUAGCUCUUUGGGUGCUAAAUUUAUAAUGCUAGCAAUUUGUGUCUUUCAUUUUAAGUGUCUGAUGAAAGAGAGCCUUGCUGCAAUAAAUGGUCAUGACUGAUGAAUUUAGAUCACAUUCUCACUGACCUUGCUUGACCAUAAUGAGGCAUAUUUUUAUUUAUUCACACUGUAGAUUGUUAUUCAUGUGAGUUUAAAGUCAGUGGAAAACAAACAAGCCUUCUGCUGUUUAUCCAGUGUUCUGUCCUUGUACAAUGACUGCCCUGGCUAUGGAAAGUAACAAAAUGUUGUUGCGGUAUUAGGUUCUACUACCUGCUGCACACUUAAUUUUACAUUUGAGUAGUUUCCUAUUUUAGUCUUCAAGUCAAAUUGUUAAUCUCCUUCUAGAAACUUUUGAGUUUUCCAAGUAUCUAAUGAGAAGCAAAAAGUCUAGCUAGGUUCAUAGGUGAAUACUAGGCUAGGGAGUACUGGGGCCUUUGUAAGCCCAGCCAUGCACCCCAUGCCGCUGAUAAAUUCUGCUAUGCUUGGUAGUGUAAGUAGUUAAGAGGUAACGAACAAGACGUGGGUUUUAUGUAGAAGUAAUCCUGCAACCAUCUCACUUUGCAGAAAAAGCUGAUGCUCAUUAAGAAAAGAAGCAGUAGAACUUUAUGAUGUUAGUAUACUUUGGGGUUGGUGUUCUGGACAAAGAAAUUGUAACCCACAGUACUUGGUUAUUCAUUUAUGAAGUUUGAGACAUUCUAAGCAGGCUGUUCCAUGCUUUGUCAUUUACCUAUAAGCAUUGAGAUAGUGCACACACAAUACUGUGUUUGGUCAUUCAUUGAUGAGGGUUGAUAUAUACUAGAAAACUGUUACGAAAUGUUUACUUUCAGAAUGGACUCUACAGUAGUAAUUUAUAGUAUAGUAUUUUCAUAAAUGGCUAAAAAAAGUUGCUUAAAACACUUUAUUAUAUUUUUUGUCAUUAAUGUAUUCAAUUGUUUGUUUUGUCACUCAGCAGCAGACUAGGAACCUGUUGCAUUAAUGAAAGUCUGAGUCUAAAAUCCCAUGAGUCAGACUGGAUAUCUGCAACUGUACACCAUUGUGGUGCUGGAUGGCAAGACUUCUAGAAGAUCUCUUAAAAUGACCCUGGAAUAAACUUUCUUUCUGCUUUUUGUCUGCAA
Messenger RNA from Protopterus annectens (West African lungfish), 3653 nucleotides. RefSeq names its product peroxiredoxin like 2A (gene PRXL2A). Lineage: Eukaryota; Metazoa; Chordata; Ceratodontiformes; Protopteridae. The record is from RefSeq and is a predicted model, not a curated record. The transcript has 6 exons.